AUGCCAACGGCCUUGAUCAUUGGAGCCGGCGUGAGGGUCGGCCUCGACACUGCCACAGCCCUUGCGAAAGUCGGCUACACAGUGGCCGUCGCCUCACGCACCGACAAACUCGGCUCGAAGUUCAAGCACUUCCCCUUCGACGCCUCCAAACCCGAGAGCGUCCCAAACCUCUUCUCCGCGGUCAAGAACACGCUCGGUGCCCCCAGCGUCAUCAUCUACAACGCAUACGAGUCCACCCUCACGCCUCGCAAUGAUCCCUUAUCCACUCCCCUCACCACCCUAUCCACAAGCCUCGACGUCAACGCGGUGACCCCCUACGCCACCGCCCGAGAAGCCGUCGCCGCCUUCGCCUCCCUCCAGGCCAGCUCCACCCUCGGUCCCUCAGGCGGCACCUUCAUUUUCACCGGCAACCUCCUCGGCCUGGGCAUUGUAGCGCCCGGCUUCCUGCCUUUCGGCAUGGGCAAGUCCGCGGCUGCGCACCUCGUGCAGAACCUCGCACUCGUCGCCUUCGACGGCGAGCCGUAUAAGUUCUACUACGCAGACCAACGCAACGCUGACGGCUCGCCCAAGCCAACGGGGCUAAGCGGCCCCGCGCACGCGGAUCUGUAUGUGGACCUCGUGCAGGCCCCCGAGCAGCGACCCUGGCUUCAAACCUUUGUGGAGGGAGAGGGGUACAAGGCAUUUGCAAAGGAAGAGAUCUGGUGGCCGCAGUAA
Molecule: messenger RNA, 714 nt
Organism: Cyphellophora europaea CBS 101466
Lineage: Eukaryota; Fungi; Ascomycota; Eurotiomycetes; Chaetothyriales; Cyphellophoraceae
Exons: 3
Coding region: 1-714 (237 amino acids)
Source: RefSeq, a predicted model, not a curated record